AUACUGUUAAAACAUACUCCCUCCGUCUCAUAUUAAAUGUUGAAAUAUUACAUGUAUCUAAAUGUUUUUUGGUAUAAAUACGUUCAUGUUUGGACAAAUUGAAUCACUUGAUAUAGAACGGAGGGAGUAGUUUUAUGUUGUACUUCCUCGGAUCCUAAAUUUUUUGUUGUUGUUUUAGUACAAAAGGUAUUUAUUAGUAUUGAUUUGGUAGUAAAGAUGUAAUUUUUUUACUCCUUCCGAUUGAAAUUACUAACCGAAAUAUUACAUAUAUCUAGACGUUUUUUAGACAUAAAUACAUUCAUAUUUGGACAAAUUUGAGACAAAGUAGCAUGUGUCUGAGGGAGUAUUAUAAUUUUAGUCAUGAUAAUAUCCCUCUUAGAAAUGGAAGGAGUAUAUACACACGGCUAGCAUUUUCGUUUUUGGCGCGCGUCUCCUCUUUUUCCCUCCUUCACCCUUUCAGAAAGGUCACAAAUCACCCAAAAACGCAGCAGCCGCGAGGCGGCGGCGGCGCAUUGGCGACUGGCGACUGGCGAGCCAUGGACGAAGGAGUGGUGUCCGUGGAUAAGUUCAGCGGCGGCAGCCAGGCCUACUUCCUGACGCACCUCCACCAGGACCACACCCGCGGCCUCGACGCCGUGCGCGGGUGGCGCCACGGCCCGCUCUACUGCUCCCCCAUCACGGCGCGGCUCCUCCCCACCCGCUUCCCGGGGAUCGACGUCUCCCUUCUCCGGCCCAUCGCGCCCGGCGCCUCCGCCUCCCUGUCGCUCACCUCCCCAAUCUCCGGCCGCCCCAUCUCCCUUCUCGUCACCGCCAUCCCCGCCCUCCACUGCCCCGGUUCGCUCAUGUACCUCUUCCGCGGCGAUCUCGGAUGCAGGCUGUACACUGGGGAUUUCCGGUGGGAGUUGGGAUGUGAGGAGGCGCGGUCCGCUAAGAAGGCGCUUCUCCACGCGCUUGCCGGGGAUAGCGUGGACGUGCUCUAUUUGGACAACACGUACUGCUACCCUUCGCUCAACUUCCCUCCACGCCGCGUCGUCGCUGAGCAGAUAGUUAAUAUUAUCCAGGCUCAUCCUGAUCAUGAAGUUAUUAUUGGUGUUGAUACUCUUGGAAAAGAAGACCUCUUGCUUCAUUUAUCCAGAGCUCUGCAAAUGAAGAUAUGGGUCUGGCCCCAGCGCCUACUCACAAUGCACCUUCUAGGUAUUGAUGACAACCAGGAGAUCUUCACAACGCAGACCAGCUUGACGAGGAUCCGUGCUGUUCCAAGAUACAGUCUGACCAUUGAGAGUCUUGAAGCUUUAAACACAGUAUGCCCAACUAUUGGAAUCAUGCCUUCCGGUAUCCCCUGGCUAUGGAAAAACAGUGAGGGAAAGGCCAAGUCUAGUGGUAAAUCACCAACAAAAUCUUUCAGAUGCAAAGCACAAGAGCGGGAUGUAGGCACAAUAGAAAUGGACUAUGACCCCUUGUCACCACCGAAGCUAUUUGAGAAUGAUUCUUAUGCUCUGCCAUACUCCGAGCAUGCUUGUUUCUCAGAGUUAGAGGCUUUUAUGCAAGCAGUGCGACCGUCAACAGUUAUGGGAAUCGUCAGCAGAUCAUUUUGUUAUGUGAACCCUCGCCAUCACUUCGGUCAUCUUUGUAGAGAUGAUGUGUACUCUGACAAGACACCUGUAAAGAAAAGUGGACAUACUGGAAGCUUGACACCUAAGAGAAGACCGAGUGGUUCAAAGACCCCGAAAGAAAGGAUGGUCAGGAUUUCUAGUUCAACAUUGUUCAGAAGCAGAGUUAUAAUGAAAAGGAAGGAGUGUCGUGGUGCAAGGAUAGAAGAACCUGAAGAACCUAUCGGUGUCACUUGAGUUUUCUCCCAAGUAAACUUUAUUUUGCUCCUAUAAAGAUUAACAGCCAAAGAACCUACCAUUGUCACUUGAGUUAUCUCCCCAAGUAAAGUAUAUUAAUAACAGGAUGGUGGAAGUUUAACAACUGGAUGGUGGGAACCGUGGAAGGGAAAUCUUCUGAUCAAACUAACCAGCUUGGUUGUGUGGGUGCUAUCGCUGCCCAUCUGAUUCAGAACACCGUUGUGUUGGCAAGAUGCAUUUCAUACUCGGUUAGCUUUAUAGCCUUUUUUGGCAGUUUACUUUGCAUUUUGUAUAGCCCUGCUACUCCUUCAGUACUUAGAUAUAAAGUUUGUAUCCAGUAAUUUUACUUUACUCAAGUGGAUCCUUCCAAAAAUUCAGGAAAAAGCAGUUAGUUCA
This is a messenger RNA of Brachypodium distachyon (stiff brome), 2243 nucleotides long. RefSeq names its product 5' exonuclease Apollo. The record is from RefSeq and is a predicted model, not a curated record. Gene Ontology annotation, biological process: protection from non-homologous end joining at telomere; interstrand cross-link repair; double-strand break repair via nonhomologous end joining. Gene Ontology annotation, molecular function: damaged DNA binding; 5'-3' DNA exonuclease activity. Lineage: Eukaryota; Viridiplantae; Streptophyta; Magnoliopsida; Poales; Poaceae. The transcript has 4 exons. The coding region runs from base 330 to 1847 and encodes 505 amino acids.